AUGAAGCAGUGCUUUAGUACCAAUCGUAGCAGCAGAGAGAAACACGAUUCCACGCAAUGUUCGGUCAGUGGAGACGGCUUAUCCUUAGCAAUGGUUGGAGAACCAGCAAAGUUCAUUUUACGAACUACGGGUCCGGACCUGCUUUAUUUAGAGCUUCAAAUUACCCGAAUCGUGAAUAAUGGUAGUGAAACUUCUACUCACUUCUCAGAGCCAAUACCUGUCGAAUACGAAUGUUUAGGAGAAAAUAUUCACAGCGUGUGCUAUUACCCAAAAGAAGUAGGAGAAUACCACGUGGCUGUCACAUGGAAGGGAAAUCACGUGACGGGAAGUCCAUUUGCUGUCAAGGUCGAUAAAAAAGUGACUUUCCCGGAAAAGGAUGACGUAAAAACAGAAGAACAAGAUAACAAGGAUGAAGUGUGGAAAUUGAGAGACGACAUCGGGUCGUCAAGACGACAAAGAGAUAAUAGAGUUUAAGAUGUGUGGUACGGGUUUAAAUGAACUGGUUUACCGAUGUAAGGAAAAACUAAUCCUUACUUUAGAACUGGUUUAGAGAACGAAAACAGUAAACAUGUCAUAGCUUUGAAUAAUAGGAAAGAAAACGAAAAGAAUCAGUAUAAAAAGUGUUGUUUUCAGCUGCAGCCAGAUUACGGGACCUGACUUGCUUGCUCCGGCUAAGCAGGCAGGUUUAUCGUUUGGUUCACAGCAAGAUAACUCAUGAGAAUAAAUACAAUAAAAUAGACUAUUAAAUCAUCGAUGUUCAUGCAGUGAUGAAUAAGGUUACUUAUCUGGAUCUGAUCUCCUUAUUUUGAGAGACC
This is a messenger RNA of Pocillopora damicornis (cauliflower coral), 815 nucleotides long. RefSeq names its product filamin-B. Gene Ontology annotation, biological process: actin cytoskeleton organization. NCBI's taxonomy places the organism in Eukaryota, Metazoa, Cnidaria, Anthozoa, Scleractinia, Pocilloporidae. Gene Ontology annotation, molecular function: actin filament binding. The record is from RefSeq and is a predicted model, not a curated record.